AUGGCCAACCAAGCUGCCUGGCUGAACAAGGCCGGAACCGACCUCGAAGUCGGCGAUGCCCCCAUUCCCACUGCUGGCCCUGGCGAGAUUGUCGUCAAGAAUGCCGCCGUUGCCAUCAACCCGCUCGACACCCACAUGCAGGACACCGGGGCCUUUGUCAAGCAGUGGCCUACCGUCCUCGGCUGCGACGUUGCUGGGACCGUACAUGAGACUGGGCCGGAUGUCCAGCGCUUCAAGAAGGGCGACCGAGUGAUCGGCCACGCCAUCAACCUGGUCACCGGCCGCCCCCAGGACGGGGCCUAUGCCCUUUACACCGUCGUCCCAGCCGACAAAGCCGCCAUCCUGCCUGAUUCCAUCUCCUUCACCGACGGGGUGGUCGUGCCCGUCGCUUUGGAGGCUGCAGUCUGUGCGCUCUGCGUGAAGGAACCCAGAGAGGCCAUGCCUGGGAUCUCGACUCCCGCUCCUGGACUCCCCUAUCCAUCCCUCGACAAGUCCGAGCCUUUGGGCAAGACCCUUGUCGUCUACGGUGGUUCCUCAUCCGUCGGCUCCAUGACCACUCAGAUUGCAACCGCCAUCGGUCUCAAUGUCAUUGCCGUCUCUGGAGCCCACAACUUCGACCUGAGCAAGCGCUGCGGCGCCACCCAAGUCAUUGACCGCAAGGAUCCUGCCGUUAUCGACAAGGUCGUUGCUGCUGUCGAGGCGUCCGGAAACGAGUUCAUGGGAAUCUUUGAUGCCAUCUCAACCCCGGAAACCUAUGGCAACGAUGCAGCCAUUCUCCAGAAACUCGGCCGAGGCGCCAUCGUUGUUGUCCACCCGCCUCCCGAGGGAGUUCCUUCCCAUGUCAGGGUCGGCUUGCUCUUUGCGGUCAAUGACAUUGCGACUCCCAUCUGGAACGACUUCGUCACCCCUGCUCUGGAGAGUGGCAGGAUCCAGUGUCUGCCUCCCCCGACUGUUGUGGGCAAGGGUCUGGAGGCGAUCAAUGAGGGCUUGAGGAAGUGCAAGGCUGGAGUCAGUGGAACCAAGUUGGUUGUGGAGCUCUAG
Aspergillus mulundensis is the source of this 1041-nucleotide messenger RNA. RefSeq names its product zinc-binding alcohol dehydrogenase family protein. The transcript has 2 exons. The record is from RefSeq and is a predicted model, not a curated record. Lineage: Eukaryota; Fungi; Ascomycota; Eurotiomycetes; Eurotiales; Aspergillaceae. The coding region runs from base 1 to 1041 and encodes 346 amino acids. Gene Ontology annotation, molecular function: oxidoreductase activity, acting on NAD(P)H.